Dermacentor albipictus is the source of this 8206-nucleotide messenger RNA. RefSeq lists its product as uncharacterized. Gene Ontology annotation, molecular function: metalloendopeptidase activity. Gene Ontology annotation, biological process: protein processing. The record is from RefSeq and is a predicted model, not a curated record. NCBI's taxonomy places the organism in Eukaryota, Metazoa, Arthropoda, Arachnida, Ixodida, Ixodidae. Gene Ontology annotation, cellular component: plasma membrane.
CGCCGAGCGCGAGCACGGUUUGGCGGUUCGCCCAGUUCGCCACCAGGGGGUCGAGUUCCAGUGGCAGGGAGCGGCCGCCGCCAUGAGCCAAAAGAGCCCGCCGCGGCCGCCGGAUCCUCGCGAGGACGGGUACGACUACCGGCUCGACGUGUCCACCGGAGAGAAGAAGGAUGACCACUUCUGGGGCGAGGAGAUCGUCAAACCGAGCCGGAAACUAUCUUUCGAGCGCGACAUCCGGGUGCAGGAGUUCAAGGAAGAGCGCAGCCCGAGCGAAGUACGCAAGCUGAUGCGCUCGCCCGAUACGAAGGCGCGCGCCGCCGAACCAUCGCUCGACACCAGUGGUUCGAUAUCAACGAAGAGUCGGAGAAGCCACCACAGAAAGAGGAAGAAGCGAAAGUCCAGAAGGAAGAAGAAAAAGAAGAAGAAGAAGAAGAAGAAGCGCAGCAGAGAUGACAGCAGCACAACGGCAACAACCGGGGAGACGACAGAGUCCAGAGAGGGUCAGUCCUUCGGCGCUUCGCUGUCACAAUUACUGCCCUCAGGCGUAGCCAACUUCUUCACAGCGGAUCCGGCAGCGAGCCCGCCUAUGAACGAGAGAGCCAUGGAUGCAGCUGCCAUCGGCGAACCUGCGGGUGUCAUGCAGCCGACAGAUGUGACCGCCGCAGAGACGUUGCCACCAAAGAGGAAGCGGAAAAAGCACCGCCGGUCCUCACGCGAAGUGGACGCGGCCGCUUCCUGGACGCCGGCCAGCGGCGGUGAAGCGAUGGCGACGGGCUCUCCCAACUUGUCCGCCCAGCAGUGGGUAUCUGACACAGCAGACCGGCAAGGAGACCACAGACGGCAGCGGUACCCUGCACAAGCAGCGUACGACCAACAAGCACAUGACACUGCUGCCUACACAGCCGCUCUGCAGCAGUACCAGCACACGCAGAACCUGCAACGGUUGGAAGCCGAACAUUUGAAUCGCCUUUACCAACAAGUGCAGCAAGUGCGCAGUCAAAUUGAUGCGGCUAGACAGCAAGCUCAAGGUACUCACGCUACACCUGCGCAAUUCAACGCUGGUGACUUAGGGAAAAGACGGGAUGCUCGCGAGAGGUGUCGCGAUAUGGAGAAAGCGUACGAAAUGGAGCAAGCUGCGCAGCUACGAAAGAUUGAAAAAGCUGCUAAUGACCAGAAAGCGCAAGAGGCUCGCGAAAGGUGUCGUGAGAUGGAGAAAGCGUACGAAAUGGAGCAAGCAGCGCCGCUAAGAAAGAUGAAAGAAGUUGAUAACCAGAAAGCACGAGAGGCUUGCGAGAGGUGUCACGAACUGGAAAAAGCGUACGAAAUGGAGCAAGCUGCGCAGGUACGAAAGAUUGAAAAAGCUGCUAAUGACCAGAAAGCGCAAGAGGCUCGCGAAAGGUGUCGUGAGAUGGAGAAAGCGUACGAAAUGGAGCAAGCAGCGCCGCUAAGAAAGAUGAAAGAAGUUGAUAACCAGAAAGCACGAGAGGCUCGCGAGAGGUGUCACGAUAUGGAGAAAGCGUACGAAAUGGAGCAAGCUGCGCAGCUACGAAAGAUUGAAGAAGGUGCUAAUGACCAGAAGGCGCAAGAGGCUUGCAAAAGGUGUCGUGAGAUGGAGAAAGCGUACGAAAUGGAGCAAGCAGCGCCGCUAAGAAAGAUGAAAGAAGUUGAUAACCAGAAAGCACGAGAGGCUCGCGAGAGGUGUCACGAUAUGGAGAAAGCGUACGAAAUGGAGCAAGCUGCGCUGCUACGAAAGAUGAAAGAAGUUGAUAACCAGAAAGCACGGGAGGCUCGCGAGAGGUGUCACGAACUGGAAAAAGCGUACGAAAUGGAGCAAGCUGCGAAGCUACGAAAGAUUGAAGAAGCUGAUGGCCAGAAAGCGCAAGAGGCCCGCGAUAGGUGUCACGAGAUAGAAAGAGCGUACGAAAUGGAGCAAGCUGCACAGCUAAGAAAAUUGAAAGAAGUUGACGACCAGAAAGCACAAGAGGCUCGCGAGAGGUGUCACGAAGUGGAAAAAGCGUACGAAAUGGAGCAAGCUGCGCAGCUACGAAAGAUUGAAGAAGCUGCUGAUGACCAGAAAGCGCAAGAGGCUCGCGAGAGGUGUCGUGACAUGGAGAAAGCGUACGAAAUGGAGCAAGCUGCGCAGCUAAGAAAAAUUCGGGAAGAACAAAAAGAAGAGCGGCAAAGAAAACGAGAGGCCCGCGCAAGAUGUCACGAAAUGGAGAAGGCAUACGAACUGGAACAAGCAGCACAGUUGAAGAUGCUACGGGAACAAAGGCAAGCCGCAGGUAAUCUCCAACGAGAGGAAUAUUUGGAACGCGAAAGGUACCAAAGAGCCCAGCAAAUAGAGGGCGCAUGCGGACAAGAGCAACAUAGAACGCUAGAAAUAUUGCGGAAGAAGCAUCAAGACGAGGCAAUUCAGCAGCAAUACCAAAAGGAACAAGAAGCCGAGCGUCACAAAUAUCAAAGACCGCAGCAGAUGGAGAAGGCGUACGAAAAGGAACAGAAAGCCCAUUUGUGGCGAACGACGCAGCAGAAAGAACCGGCACGGCUACUUAGUCAAAAAGAAGAAGAGGAGGAACGCCAGAGGUACCAAAGAGCGCAGCAGAUGGAGAAGGCGUACGAAAAGGAACAAAAAGCUCAUUUGCCGAAAAUGGUGCAGCAGCAACAGCCCGUACAGCCACUUAAUCAAAAAGAAGAGGAGGAGCGACAGAGGUACCCAAGAGCGCAGCAGAUGGAAAAGGCGUAUGAAAAUGAACAGAAGGUCCAUUUGUGGAGAAUGACGCAGCAGCCAGCGCAACCAGCACAACCACAAGAGGUGGAGCUCCGCAGGCACCAAAGAGGGGAACAAUUAAAUAAGGGGGAAGAACAGAAGGCUCAGAUGGGUCCAGUGGCACAGAAAAAUCGGGCAACACAACAGCCGUACCAACAAGAACCACAAGCAGAACACCUACGCUACGAGACCGCUGUACAGCUUCAGAAAGAAGAAAGAGCUAGAUCUGAUCAACUUUCACAGGACUCAUUCGGACAUCAGAAAGACCAACAAAGGCAGGACUGUCACAAGGGCUUGGAAACAGUGCAGCAACACGCGGCAAGAAAGGAGGUGGUACAACAAUUGCAACAAUUAGAGAAAAUGUAUGAAGCAAGGCAUGAGCAGUCAGCGAGGAUGCCUGAAUUAGUUUUAAAAGGUCAACAGAAAGUAGAGGCGCUCGAGGUUGAGCGCAAACCAACAAUGACAUUGUUUACCCCUCCCGGAUUCGGACCUGUCGGUUCGCAUCUCAGGAUAAAAACAAAGAUAAAUAUAGACAUGGCGCCGCUGAGCCCGGAAAACGUGGAAUCUAUUGAAGAAACAGUUAUUCUUGAAGACUACCUCGGUGGAAACGAGGAUGGCACAUUCGGCCAAGAGAGCUUCCAAGGACAUCAGAGGGGACUCACGACAGCUCCACCCGUCGUCACCAUCGUAGAAAAGCCUACCAUUCAUGCAGUUACGGAAGAAGCCGCGGUAUCCAACGUCACAGUGAUCAUCAAUCCAGCACCGUCAAACAUUACUCAAGUAAUCGAGCAACCUUCAAUAGAACAGCCGAAAAGCGAAGUCUUGCAUCUCCUUGCGACUGCGCUCGGUAUCGAUGCUGACGACUCCCACCAGGACGACAUCACGGGACAGGAGGCGUCGUCGACGAACACUCUGUCGUUUGGCGAAGUGGACACCAUGUACGAGGACACGUCCAGCACACCCGCGCCAUCUAAGUACACCGAAUCACCAGGGCCCCAAACAGUAGUUGGAAUAGUCCAGGACUGUUUCCAAGUCAUGGAUGAGGUAAUUAAAACCGAAGUAUCCUCGACACAGCUUAGGUACAGCGAGGUACAAGGAGCUGAAACUGUAGUGAGAAUGGUCCACGACUGUUUUCAAGUAAUGGACGAUGUAGUUCAAAGCGAGCCGUGCACGUCCCCUAUGAUAAAUGUAAUGCGUAAUAUAUCGGCCUCAUCCAGGCUCUCUACAGCCGAGACAAACUCGAGAUCGUCUGCAAAUUCUGCCAGUCACAGAUUGGUAGGCGAGAACAAAAAGUCUCGAAGCGCCAGGAGGCCCUUGGGCUCUCGAAAGGCCACAUCCGCCGGUUCUGUGCGUUCAGGGAAGUGUCGAAUGUCAAAUUUCGAUUCCUCAGAAGCAUGGGUAAAGAGGGGCUCGCACCUGUCCGAAGACUCUGACUCACGGCGCCUUCCUUCAUUUCCAGGCCUCAACGCAAGAGUUGAGGUAGCUGUCAACAGGCCUGAUGUGGUUGGCUUAGUCAACAGGCCGGACAUCGUUCGCCUGCGUUCUACCUGCCUCUUACUAGAGUCAGUAACGGGACUUGUUCAAGACACUGUGAACAAAGAUUUCGCCAGUGCGAAAGCAAACAUUCUAAGUGCAGGCGACCCGCUCAGGACAACUGUUGCGGCGUAUGUUGUGGAAGAUGACGACGCAAAGAAAAAGAAAAGGCGUAAAAAAAAGAAGAAACGCUCAAAAAAGAAAAAGAAGAAAAAGAAAAAGAAAAAGUCAAAAAAGAAGAAGAAGAAGAAAAGGAAGAAAAAGUCGAAGAAAAAGAAGAAAAAGAAGAAAAAGAAGAAGUCCAAGAAGAAGAAGAGAAAGAAGAAAAAGAGUGACGAGAGCAGUCCCACAUCAUCACCAUCGUCAUCUAGUCCAUCGUCCUCAAUUGAAAAAGUGGGCGACGGAAAGACUCCGUCUCCUACAACCUCCAAAGCUACAACAGGCAUUACAAAACCCAUGGCUACAGUUAGUGUGUCUUCAAGAAGUUACAAAUCUACACAGACAGACGACCUGUUGAGAGGUUCAAGACAACGCAUACAGCGAGGGGCUUACCUUCCACCCGCAGGCGAAGGGCGGCGACGCCGUAGACACCGAAUCAGGACACACUCCGACACAUCGGACAGCAGCAGCGUCUCGCAGAGGUACCGUAUUGUCACCCACGUGGUUCUCGGCGAUGGCAGCUCGGCAGCCCGGCUAAGCGGCAGCGGUUCAGAAGGGGUCUACCAGCUGCCGAAGCCACGGAGCAAGUCGAAGUCCAGGCAGCGGAUCGACACACGUGGCAGGGUUCAGCGCACGUCUUCCCAGUGUUCCAACUGCGGCGGUACCACCACUCCACCCAUGCUGGUCGAGCGGCCCAUCAUCAUCGAGGCGCCGACCAUUCCAUCGCCGCCGUAUCCUAAGCGAGACGGGAGACUGGAUGACGAUGAUCGGUACGACCGACGACAGCGACGGAGACGCCAUCACCGCUCCUCGGGCUCCCGCUCGUCGGAUAGAACAUCGAGCGAGUCGCGCCAUCGCCGCCGCCACCGCCGCCGACGUCGCCGAUCGCACGAAAGGCGACCACGACGCUACUACGUCGAUGACCCCGAGAUCCCAGGUCGGCCCGGUCGUCCCAUGUACGCAAGCCCUCCAUCCUACUACUAUGGUGACCCCAUGGGUGUACCGGCUCCCUACAUGCGGCGUCGGGCGCGGUCCUUCGAGCGUGUCCCGCCGCGUUUCCCACGCUACGUGGCAGGCUACGGGCCGCCGGUUAUGCCCGACAUGCCGCCCGUGCCAUUCGAGUCGAGUGGUGAAGCAAUUCCGCCUGUGUCCAUGAUGAUCACGACCAACAUGAUGCAGCCGUCACCAGUGGCGACACCAUCACCGCUUCCUUCGCGACCGCUUCCCCUGCCAGCGCUACCUCCCCCGCUAAUACCUCAAGCGAUGCCCAGUCCGGCAAUGUUAUCAGCACCGAUGGGGCAGCCUUCGUUCACAUUUCCUCAGGGCGUACCGCCAUCAGAACCUCCCCUGCCUACCAAGAAGCGCUCACUCACGGUAGAGGUCCAGACGCCACCCGCUAGUCCUCCAGUGCCUACCUCGUAUACGGCUUCAGCACCCUUGCUCACCUACCAGAACAACCGGUAUGGCACCAACUCAAGCAGCAGCGACAGCUGGAAGCACGGAUACGCAGCUAGCCAGCAGCCGACAAGCUUUUCUUCGACCAUUACGACGUCUUCGUUUAGCGGAGCAGCACCGCAGGCGUAUGGCGGCAAGGCUGCUGAGAACCCUUGGAUGGCACCGUAUAAUUACAUGCGGCGCAACUUCGACCAAGGCAACUUUGUGCUCAGCAUAAUUUUCCUUUUGGGUAUAGCAGCCUGUGUGAUAGCACUUAUUGGGCAGUAUGGCCGCUACCGGGAAAGUCGCGACACGAUAGAGGAAGAGGAGGAAGGCGCCGUGAUGCAUGGCCCGUGGCUCUUCAACCUGUCAGGCGUCGCCUCGACGUUGCUCGUGCGCGGAUACAAGUUUUGCCACGCGCCCGAUUGCAAACGUGAAGCCGACAGGUUGGCUAGUGUGCUCGCCUCCGGUCCUUGUGAUAGCUUCUACGACUACGUUUGCUCGCGCCGCUGGGCGUCGAAGCGUAGGCCGGCGGAUGCUAUGACCGCGGACGACGGUGUUGUGCAGGACAUCCAGGACAGCGUAUGGAGAAACAUCAAGAAUGACAGGAAGCAGUCGCUCGCAGCAGUCAUGUGGAGGAGCUGCCUGGACGUUAGCAGUUUGGGCGCCGCUCCUUUCCUUGAGUUCUUCAAUGCAUCAGGGCUAGCGGGCUGGCCCUUCCACGAGGCGCCGUUGGACGUGGACAUGUUGCGCGUUGCUGGUCGUUUGGUCCGCCUGCUCCGCUUGGCCACGCUGCUAAGUUUGCGCGUCGAGCGCGGCUUCGGGCAGAAUGUCAUCCUUGUGCUUGGCCACGCAGCCCCACCCCUGGACCUCCGCGACUUCCGAAGCAACGCUAGUAUGACUACUUUCGUGAAGAGAGUAGAAACGACAAUGAAGUUCCUCGCGUCAGACGCCAAUGACACUACGACGAGAGCAGUUGAAGUGUUAAACUUUUGCCUACGGCUGGUCAACCUCAACGCUGCCACAAACAACAGCGCGUCCAAGCUUGGCGCGAACUUUUCAACUUUUCUUGACGUUGCAGUAGGUGACCUCAUCGAUUUGACAGGAACGAACGUGCAUAUCAACCUAGAAUCGCCCAAAUACGUAAACGAACUGAGCCAGCUGUUGAGCGCUGUAUCGCCACGCGCAGUGCUCAACUAUUUGGGCUUUUACACAGUGGACCAUAUGUGGUCUUUCUCACCCGAGGGCGCGAGAGAAGAAGUCAAAUCCGGCCGCCGCGAGCGAAGGUGUCUACAGAUGACAGAGAGGGCUGUUCCGUCUCAAGUUCUCGAAAUUGGCUUUCAGGUAUACAAAAACCGCCUCAAUUGGACGGACCUGCGCAGACGUACGAACGAGACGAAGAAGCACAUAAUAGACGGCGUCCGGUCCUUGUCCUGGAUGGACCACGCUAUGAAGGUCAAGGUCAUCGAGAGAAUCGAUGCAACAAGCGUCGAGUUGUUCUUCCCGCCGCACAUGCCGAAGACGAGCCCGGUGGCCGCACCCCCGCCACAGCUGAGUGCGUUCGAACUGUACCAGCGUGCUGUCGAAGAGAGCUUUGCCGCGUCUGUCCAUAGCGGCACGACGGCUGGCGAGAGCCUGUUCUCGCGCCACUCUGAGCUUGGCUCCCAUGGUGUGCUGCGUGUUCCUCUUGCGGCGGCGGCGAUGGCAAGCACUGGCCCGUCACCGUCACCGUACGUGGCCCUGCUGCGUUCCACGCGACUCAACGUGCGUUUAGCUAAGGCGCUGCUGCAGGUAGCGCUGGCCGACGAUAUCUGGACGGCGGCAGCCCGCGGUCGGUACCGGGCGUUGCAGUCGUGCUUCCUGUCCCGGUUCCCAGCGGUACGCGACCCGCUUGAAGAGGGCCGGCUAGUACCCAAGCCGGCCGCCGUGGCGCGCGACGACGUGCUCGAACACGUGGCCGUCGCGCUGGCGCACGUAGAGUUCCGGCGCGGCGUACAGCUUCUGCGCCACAACAUGAGCGACUACCGGCUGGCCGAUGCCCAGGCAUGGUCCUCCGAGCAGCUGUUCUUCGUCUCGUACGCCGAGUCGGAAUGCCAGGCGUACGACGACGAGCUGGCCUUCCGACGCUUCCUGGCGCGCAACGAGAGUCCUGCAAGGCAGCGCGUCGACAUGGCGCUGGCGCACGAUCCCACAUUCCACAGGGCGUUCCACUGCCAUCACGGUUUCCCCAUGCGGCCACGCCACAGCUGCAGCUUCUGGUGACGCAGCACCUUUGUAUGGUGCACAUGAAUAAAUGAUAUUCUGCCGCCG